CCCGUUCCUGUCAUCAUAUCCCGCUCUUCCCAGUCGUUAUUUCCUCUGUGCUCCACACAACCUUGAAGGCGAUCGCACUUCUGAGUCUCCGCCUAUCUACUGGUACUUCGCUUGGUGGCAAUUUGGCCUGCUUUUGUUUGACCUUCUACUAUUUACAUUACUCUCAGCCUCGGUGGGACUCUUGCUCGCAAGCUCUGAUCUCUGAUCAUCGUCGCACCGGUUCCUAGCUUCCUCAUCCAUGUCACUCCAGGUGGGCGACCCACGGUCGCGAGGCCGUUCCAAGUCCCCAGGCGGCCGUAUCCGCGACCGUUCCAAAUCUCGCGACAGUCGACAACCUUCAACCCUUGACCGCACUUAUUUGUCUUCCGCCCCGGCGGAUGGGAAGCUGAGGGCCAGAUCCAGGAGCAGGGGUGCUGCGCCAGGAAUCGAGCACGGUCGAGACUACUACUACCAAUCUGACUCGGGCGAAAGCAAAGGUGCAAAGCGCGACAGUAGGUAUUCCUCCUCCGCCCAUCGCCGCGAUGCGCGCUAUGAGAGCUACUCCGAGAACUCGUACUCGGACUCGGAGGAUGAUGCCCUUGCCUACGGUGACCUUCCUGAUGAUGACCUGGAGCGAAGUUAUUACGGCUAUAAGGGUACCGGCCGCGCUGCGUCACCGCGUCAUGGUGGUGCUGUGAUGUCUGGUGCACUCAAUCCGGGUGUACCCCCGGCUGGGGCGUCAUCUCGCUCUGGGGAUGGCAUGGAGCAGGUUCCUGGUGGUCAUCCUAGCUAUGCCCGACCCGACCCUUUCAAAUAUGCUGCGCAAUCUCAGCAUCCUCACGCUCAACCGUCACAUUACGGUGAUCCUCUUGCUUCAUCUACCGUACCAUCUACAUGGGCACCGAUACCUGAGUGUGAGCGACCGGGGUUUGUACCUCCAUUGCCUCAGAGGCCCAAUCAAGCAAUGCCUGGUGCAUUCCCCGCCGGCUCUACUCAGCCUGAGAUGCCUGCCGCAACCGCUGCAGCCCCAAUGCCUACAUACAGAUAUGUCGAUCCAAGUUCGACACAGAACCCUUAUGCACCGCAGAAUGGUCGCCCGCUGUCGGUGUCUGCUGCCAAUACAUACGCAGCUGGAGUGGGCUCUUCAGCCCAUCAACGCUCCGCAUCGAGCGAUGCGGCAAUUAAGCCCUCAUAUGCUGCCCCAACCCCGUUUCAGUAUGCGCAAGUUGAUCCUAACGUGAAAUACUCAACCAAAAGUGCCGCGCAAAAUGCUACCAAGCCGGUCACGUAUUCCGCGGCGCCUCAAUACUCGAAGAGUGGCGGCUCACAGGCCAAUGACUCGCCCUAUAGUGGAGUCAAAUAUACGGCUGCUCCUCAACCUCCUAAAACUCCGGCCAGUCGUCAGGAAAGCGGUCCGCAGUACGUGGAGAUUGCACCUGGAAACCGGAAUGCUGGCCGGCCUCAUAGUCACUCCGUAUCGUCGGCCCAUAAUCUCACAGUUGCUGGCCCUGACCCGACUCAACGACCGGCCAGCCCGCUCCAAGAGCCGUACAAAGGGACCUAUCAAAGCAUAUCGCCGAUGCCAUCACCUAUUGUCAUUUCGUCACGGUACGAUGAUGACGUCUCAGACUUAGAGCUAGUGGGCACUAGUUCAGACGAGGGAAAGAGGGAACACAGACGCAAGAAGAGUAAGGACGAGAGGGAGUUGAAGCCCGAUCGUGUGAAACGGGAGAGUAGCCGAGUACGGCACGAACGACAUGGGUCCAUCGGUCCUGACGCUCUCGUCGUGAUAGCCCCUAGCAGCAGUCGAAAACGAGUUACCUUCUACGAUGCAGGUCCUGAUGCUCUAGCCUUGCAACAGGCUCUAUCGCACACGCGACAUGUUGACAAUAAAACCCUGAUCAAAGUGUUGCCACACUUGACAAGCGAUGAAAUCCUGGAUCUGCGCAAGGAGUACAAAAAGCACGUCAAAGUCCACGGAAAGGGAGUGAACCUGGCGAAGCACGUCAGACUGAAUCUGGGCAACAGCGCUUUUGGCAAAGUAUGCUAUGCUACGGCUUUGGGACGUUGGGAGUCCGAGGCCUAUUGGGCAAAUUGCUACUACCAGUCAAGUACAUCUCGGCGUGAACUCCUGAUUGAGUCUCUCUUCGGCCGGACAAAUGGCGAAAUCAGUGAGAUUAAAGAAUGUUUUCGGGAUUCACGGUACUCGGAUAGCCUGGAAAAGUGUAUGAAAGCCGAACUGAAGGCAGAUAAAUUCCGUUUGGCAGUCCUACUUGCUCUUGAAGAGACUCGACAGAACGAACGAGAUCCACUGGAUCCAGAACUUAUUGAGCGAGAUGUGCACGAGUUACAUCGCGCUCUGGUUUCGCGCCAUGGGGGUGAGACGGCGAUGAUCUAUAUCAUCGUCCGGCGAAGCGAUCCACAUCUUCGAGAAGUGCUACGCGCUUAUGAGAAGGUCUAUCAGCGUAAUUUCGCUCGGGCUAUGAUGGAAAAGUCGCAAAAUCUCGUGGGCGAGACACUUGCACAUAUACUGAACGGAGCAAUCAAUCGACCCAUGCGUGAUGCUCUCCUUCUGCACCAGGCGCUACGCGAAUCACGUACGGGUAAGGAGCGGUCCGAGCUCCUGAUCUCACGACUGGUCCGGCUUCACUGGGAGCCACGACACUUGGAAAAGGUCAAGAACGAGUUUCGGCAGCGGUACCGUGAGCGGCUGGAAGACGCUAUUGCCGAAGAAGUAUUGACAAGUAGCGGAGGUAGCGAAUGGGGAGAGUUCUGUAUCGAGCUAGCUCGCAGCUCCAAGACUCUUGUUGGCCGCGGUUGAGAAUCUGGCUGCUCUGGGGAAGGUUGCUCUUUUGAUUUUUCUUAUUUCUUAUUUCUUCCCAAAAGGAACAGUAUAUACUAUUCCCUUGCUUCCAGCGCGUGAUGAAUGACGAUUAUGAUGAUGAUAAUGAUAAUGGUAUCAGUAUCAUGAAUGCAACAUGUCGAGGCGAUGUUCUUUACUUAUGGAUACCUGGACUGGCUGAUCUGUCUGUCCUCUACCCCCUCAGCAAGACCGGAGCAUGCUGGGCUCUCUGGCGGCGACGGCAGACACGGACAGAUCGACAUGUUCUCUCGGAGCAGGAAGGGGAUAUUUCUGUCAGGUGGAUAAGACAUGGGGUGGU
Molecule: messenger RNA, 3140 nt
Organism: Aspergillus aculeatus ATCC 16872
Lineage: Eukaryota; Fungi; Ascomycota; Eurotiomycetes; Eurotiales; Aspergillaceae
Gene: anxc4
Product: annexin ANXC4
Exons: 3
Coding region: 239-2800 (853 amino acids)
Cellular component (GO): cytoplasm
Molecular function (GO): calcium ion binding; calcium-dependent phospholipid binding
Source: RefSeq, a predicted model, not a curated record